UGCCCACGAACAAUGGUGCAGGGAAUACUGGCGUCUUCAGUCAAACCCCAAGCAGGCUCCAACAGAGAGGAGGCUGACUCUCUAGACAGGUGGUAUGCGUCCGCUAGUAGAGUUAAACACUGGCCGAACUGCUGCUUGUUGAUUUUAUUUUUAGUUUUCCCCUUUGUUUCCAAUCUCUUUUUCCGUUUUGUUUGCACCCUUUUCCCAGACGAGCCUGUGUUACUUACUGUCCAGGUGCUCUGAUGCUGUCAUGUUUGAUAUCUUAUAGUUCAGUGCAAAUGUUUUGAUACAAGUUGGCUAUUAUUAUUAUUUUCUCUUCUUAAAUUGUCGCUGAGGUUUGGGCUGGCAGGGAGGGAGGGAGGGAGGGAGGGAAUGGGGCUGUAAAACACUGGUCAUUGCAUCUGUAAACCUAUUAUGCUUUUGUAUUGUAUUGUAAUUAUAUAUUAUUUUUUUAAAAAAAGAUGUAAAUUUUCCUGACUAUCAUGCACAUCAAAAGGCCCAGGUCUUUUGUUUGGACUUUCAAAAGUUGGAUCUUCAUCAUUGCCUUCCAGAACAAAAUGACUUCAAUUGUUGUUGAAUUAGAAUGUUUAAUUCUCUGCUGGAAUUAUUGCUGUCUGAUAAAAGUGGGGAAGUUGGGGGGAGGGAAAAGUCCAAGAUCUUAUAUUGCAUAACCACACUUUUCAGUUGUUUCCAGAUGCUGUCCUUGAUCAUUUUAGCUCUUGUAACUCUGGGAUGCCACCACAAUUAGUUCAUUUUGGUGUGUCUUCUAACCUAAACUGAAGUAGCUCCAUUCAAAGGAAUUACAUGAACGACAGCCUGCGGACGGAUGUUUUUUUGCGAUAUCAACCGGAGACGAUAGCUUGUGCCUGCAUUUACCUUGCUGCUCGGACUCUUCAGAUUCCUCUCCCAAAUCGUCCUCACUGGUUUCUUCUCUUCGGGGCUACCGAGGAGGAAAUUCAAGAAGUCUGCCUGAAAAUUUUGAAACUCUACACAGUGAAGAAGAUGGACCUGGCCAUCCUGGAAAACCGGGUUGAGCAGCGGAGGCUGGCCAUGGAAGAGGAAAAAGCCCAGGCCAAGGGCCUCGUGCCAGAGGGAACGCCCCAUCUUUCAGUGUCCGGUUUUUCUCCCGUCCCCAAACCAGAAUCUCCAAAAGACACCAAAGGCAGCAUUAAGCCUUCUCCGCUGGCUGCGCAGGUGGUCAAAAACGCAAAGAGGAAGACUGAAGGGACGAAGAGAUUGAGGUCAAAAAGUCCGAUUAAUGGGGUUCAGAAAGGCCGCGACAGCAGGAGUCGCAGUCGAAGCAGAGAGCAGAGCUAUUCUCGAUCCACGUCGCACUCCCCUUCCCCCAAAAAGAGGAAAAGUGAAAGCUAUUCCACCUCCAGCUGCUCCAAGUCGCACAGCCGUUCGAGGAGCCGCAGCGAUUCGCCUCCCCGCCAGUUCGGCCACACGGCCUCCUGCAGUUACCAAAGCUCCAAGCUGCGAAACUACAAGAAGGAGAAGGAAUACAACAAGUACGGCUCUCCCAAAGCCCGGCGGUCCCGCAGCCGCAGCUCCUCGAGGUCCCGCAGUCGUUCGCGGGAACGCUCUGAGCACACCGGCAAGUACCGGAAGAAGAGCCACUACUGCAGGGAUCAACGGCCCGAGCGGCACCACCCGUACGACAGGCCGAGCCAUCACUACGAUAGAGAUCACCCCAGCCACAACCGACACCGGAGAUGAAGUCAGACAACACAGCCAAAGCUCUGUAUACUCUCCCGGCCUCAGCCAAGCCCCCCUUUUGCCUAAGGCCGGACUCUGGAGCCUUACAUACACCUUCACUUAAGGGCAUGGACCUUUUGCAAGGGCGAACGAGGAGGAUUGAGGCGGGACCCUCUUUGGCUGCUUCCACCCUUGUCUCGAUAUAGGGCUGUUCCUUGUCUGCUGGGUUUUGUGUCUGCUUCCUGCUGGUGUGAUGUCCCUUUGAGCUGUCGAAGCAGGGAUUGUGACCUGCGUCGGAUCCUAUGGAGGGGAAACCUCAGGACACUGUUCAGAGGGUUGAGAUUCCCUUUCUCCUCCCUUCCCAACUUUUUAUGAAAUAUUUCUUUCUCUCUCACCACAGAGGAUCUUGGAAGGUCAAACACCACCACCCACCUACCCAAAAAAACCACCAAAACAAACCAUUUUUUUGCUUGGUGCUAACAGCGUUUUCCUUUCUCUCUUUUUUUCCCCUGUUCUCUUUUUUUUUCUUACAGUGAACCUGUUUGCAUUGUUCUUACAGAAAAGGUGAUUUCUGGAUUCUUAAAAUCUAGUGCCUAUAUUAGGCCGUCUCGGAGGGAAGAAGCAUCUGAUGAUGAAAUGGGAAGGAUGGAGAAAAAGCUUUAACCCCUUUCAAAGUGCAGAUCUGUUUCAAGUAAUCUUUGGAACUAGGAACCCGCAUCCUGAGAAUGCAAAUGUUUAUGUUCCUUAACUGGAGGUUUUUUUCUCUCCCCCCCACCGGCCUACUACUACUUAUUAUUGUUAUUAUUUUUUAUCCCCAGCAGAAAGAACAAUGGAAUAGUAUUUAAAUUCCACCUGUUGAAAGUGUGUUUUUU
Notechis scutatus (mainland tiger snake) is the source of this 2570-nucleotide messenger RNA. It is a transcript of the gene CCNL2, whose product is annotated as cyclin L2. Gene Ontology annotation, biological process: regulation of transcription by RNA polymerase II. The record is from RefSeq and is a predicted model, not a curated record. Gene Ontology annotation, molecular function: cyclin-dependent protein serine/threonine kinase regulator activity. Lineage: Eukaryota; Metazoa; Chordata; Lepidosauria; Squamata; Elapidae.